Messenger RNA from Seriola dumerili (greater amberjack), 2337 nucleotides. RefSeq names its product replication protein A2 (gene rpa2). Gene Ontology annotation, molecular function: DNA binding. Gene Ontology annotation, biological process: DNA replication; nucleotide-excision repair; double-strand break repair via homologous recombination. NCBI's taxonomy places the organism in Eukaryota, Metazoa, Chordata, Actinopteri, Carangiformes, Carangidae. Gene Ontology annotation, cellular component: site of double-strand break; DNA replication factor A complex; chromosome, telomeric region. The record is from RefSeq and is a predicted model, not a curated record. The coding region runs from base 111 to 947 and encodes 278 amino acids. The transcript has 9 exons.
UUGGCGCGGGACUUCUACACAAGUAAGACGUCUAAAACCUGCGUGCUGUUGUUGCUCCUGCUCCAGUGUCAGUAAUAUCGAUUUUAUUAACUUAAAUACAAGGCGCCAACAUGUGGAAUCAGGGAGGGUACAGUGAGUCCAGUAUGGUCGGGGGUUACACUCAGUCUCCAGGAGGCUUUGCAUCUCCUGCUUUAUCCCAGGGAGGAGAGAAGAAAGGGAGAACCCGUGCGACACAAAUAAUCCCCUGCACAGUGUCUCAGCUCAUGUCUGCUUCCCAGGCUGAUGAGACCUUCAAAGUAGGAGAUGUGGAAGUUGCCCAGGUUACCAUUGUGGGUGUCAUCAGGAGCACAGACAAAUCCAUGACCAAUAUCCAGUACAAGGUCGAUGACAUGACAGGUGCUCCCAUGGACGUGAAGCAGUGGGUAGACACAGAGGACCCCAGUGUUGACAGCACUGUCCUGCCCCCAGGCACGUAUGUCAAAGUUUCCGGCAAUCUGCGCUCCUUUCAGAACCACAGGUCUGUCGUGGCGUUCAGCGUCAGACCCCUGGAGGAUAUGAACGAAAUCACCUCACAUAUGCUGGAGGUGGUCCAAGCGCACAUGGUGCUCAGCAAACCUCAGAGCAUGAUGGGGACUGAAGGGGGAAUGAGCAGUAACGCCACACCCAUGUCACGGCCGGGCAUGGGGAGCAUGGGGGGGGUGACAGGGGGCUAUGCAGGUGCUAACGACAUGGCUAACAAUGGGUUAAGUGGAAACCAGAAUCAGGUGCUGAGUUUGAUAAGAAGCUGUCCAGAUGCACAGGGCAUCAGCAUUCAGGACCUGAAGCAGAGACUCAGUGGCAUGAGUCUGGCUGUUAUCAAGCAAGCAGUGGAAUUUCUAAGCAACGAAGGUCACAUCUUUUCCACCAUUGACGAAGAUCACUUCAAAUCAACAGACAACGACGAUUAGACACUCGACCUUCCCAGCACCAGUGGGGAUACUUAUUUGAAUUUAAACUGACCUAAAUCAUAAGUAUAGGGUUUAUAACUCAAAGGUGUCAACUAAAUCGCAACCUUUCUGAACUCUGAUCUAUUCAGUGCCUCAGAAUUGAGAGAAAUCCUGUGAGUCCUCCGUUUAGUUCAAAAGCACAUUGUUUAUAUUCGAUGACUCUGUAGAUUUACACAUCCUUUAAUCCCGGGUUUGCUUCUGCUUUUUUCUAAGUCCUAAGUGUUGCUACUAAAGCUGUUAGCAGGUAAUACUAUUUUUCUGUAUCCCCCCCUUCCACUGUAUAUCAUUUUGUAAUUUUAAAUAUUGGAAGCAAAAGUACUGGAUUUAUUUUUGUCUAUGUAACUUACUUUUGACAAAAUUAAAAGAUAAUUCAAAAUACAGUUUGGUUGGCUAACAGUAACUCUUUUGUUUCAUAAUUUAUAACAUUAUGAAAUGCUUAUGAAAUUAUAUUUUUCCAACAAAAUAAAGGUAAUUCUUAAUAUUAUAGUCUGUACGGUUCACUUUUCCACAUUUUGUUGCAUUAAACCUCCAUUUCAAACAACCACUCCCUUCAAUCAUCACACAGCUCCAUGAUGAACAAGCCAUUUUUGCAAAUUUAUUCAGAUUUAAAUACAACAACAAUUCAUUUACAUAUGUAUUCUCAUAUUUAGCCAUGCCACAACAAACUGAAUUUUGCAUCUUAUGCUUUAGAUGUUUGUCUUUACUUGACUCCAGGUGAGUCCAUCUGUGUCAAAUUCAGUUGACUGGGCAUGAUGCAGAAAUAUAGACCAACACAUCUGUCUGAAAGACAUGACAAAAUUUGAAUAAAGGAAGUAGGUCUGAGUACAUUCUGAACUUUAAGAGAUGUCUUUGGUACAAAAUCCACGUACAGACAAGUUAAGCUACGGUGUCCUUGUAAGAUAGUACACAAAAUGAACUCGUAUAUUAUGUUGUAUAUUAUCUCUUUGGCAGGAAGCUUUUCACAUUCAUUACUCAACAAGUUUCAAAACUUAUAUACAUUUUUUUGGGAACAUGUUCCCAGUCCACAGUAUAUAACUGAAAUGAGAAUACUUCUAUCAUGGAAUCUUCAAUGAAAUAAAUAAAAACAGCAUUUGACAUAAUGUGCAGCACCCUUUUGUACUCUCAGGUCAUUAGUUUGAUGUGGUGGGAGACAACGUUUCUGUUACUGCUUGCAAUAGAAUGCAUGACGACGUGAGAAGCAGCAGAGUCUCCUUUUUGUCGCCACUGUGGUUAACUGUUGCCUCCCAGCAAGGACUGACUAUUAGCUGUUUCUGUUUAGAGUUUGCAUAUAUACACGGAAGGAGUUUGACAUAUACAUUAAAUGCUUAUACAAUAAAAAAGUAACCCAUUA